This is a messenger RNA of Pimephales promelas (fathead minnow), 1432 nucleotides long. The record is from RefSeq and is a predicted model, not a curated record. NCBI's taxonomy places the organism in Eukaryota, Metazoa, Chordata, Actinopteri, Cypriniformes, Leuciscidae.
CAGAUGAAGAAACACUAUUGAAGAAAAAAUGUGAUCAUAUUUAAUCCAAAGAUGAAGUUACACUGACACAGGUGUAAAAAAUACACAGAGGAAGCAAAAUAUGAAAAUAAGUUCUAGAGAAAUACACAAAUGAUGUUUUGACCUGAAUGAGGGAUGAGAGCAGAUAUAAUAAUCACGUAGUGUAAAUCUGCAGACAGAAACAUCAGACUCAGGACAGAAACACACGACCUCUAAAAAAUGGAGCAAACUCAAUAUUUGAUUCUUCUUCUCAUUGCUCUCUGCUCCGUAUCUGAAUGUGUUCAGCGUCAGUAUCACUUUAUAAACGAGAACAAGACCUGGACUGAAGCUCAGAGAUUCUGCAGAGAGAAUUACACAGAUCUGGCCACCGUUGACAACAUGAACGACAUGAACGAGCUGGAGAAGAGUGUGAAUGUUGGAGGUGUUCAGUUUAUCUGGAUUGGGCUGAAGAAGGCGGGUGUUGAUAAAUGGCAGUGGUCUUCAGGUGAACCUGCGCUCUAUCUGAACUGGGCACCUACACAACCUGAUAACACAGCUGAGUGUGCUAUGAUGAGUAAUGGACAAUGGGAAGAUUUGCCAUGUAGUAACAAGCAUAAUUUCAUCUGCAAUUCAUCUAACAACAUGAACACAGGACUCGUCUUUGUCAGUGAGGAGAAGAACUGGACAGACGCUCAGAGUUUCUGCAGACAGAAUAACACUGAACUGGUCAGUGUGAGGAACCAGAAUGAGAAUCAACAGGUUCAGGAUUUCAUUAGUAGUCUUAAGUUAUCUGCAUCACGGAUCUGGAUCGGUCUGUUCAGAGUCAGAGACCCAUGGCAGUGGUCAGAUCAGAGUAACUCCUCUUUCAGAAACUGGUAUACUGGUGAACCUAAUAAUCAAGGAGGAAAUGAAAACUGUACAGUGAUAAUUAAGAAUGAGGGUCAAUGGUUUGACAUCUCUUGCAACCGCCAGUUUCCUUUUGUGUGUCAUGAAGAUAAACUGAUUCUGAUCACUGAGACUCUGACGUGGACUGAAGCUCUGAGAUACUGCAGACAGAAUUAUACGGAUCUGGUCUCGGUUCAUUCAGUCCAGAUGCAGGAGGAGGUGAUGAAUGUGGUUAAACGUGCGUCUACUGAGGCGGUGUGGUUGGGUUUACGUCACUCCUGCACUGUGGGCCUCUGGUUCUGGGUGAGCGGAGAGACCGUGUGCUAUCAGAACUGGGCUCCAGGGAACGGCACAGACGAGGACUGUGAGAGUACAGUGAGAUCUGGAGCAGUUCAGACUGGAGGAGAUCAGCGCUGGAUCAGCCGUCCUGAACACGAUAAACUCAACUUCAUCUGCAGCAGAUAUGAAGACUGAAGGAGAUGUGUGUGUUCUUACAUUACUGGCACAUCUUUUUUUGUCUUUUAACUUGAGAUGAUCAGCAUAUAUCAAA